This is a messenger RNA of Schistocerca nitens (vagrant locust), 1115 nucleotides long. RefSeq lists its product as uncharacterized. NCBI's taxonomy places the organism in Eukaryota, Metazoa, Arthropoda, Insecta, Orthoptera, Acrididae. The record is from RefSeq and is a predicted model, not a curated record. The transcript is spliced from 5 exons. The coding region runs from base 62 to 757 and encodes 231 amino acids.
UUGUUUUGAUGCCAUCGUCGUUGCGGCUCAAAAGUUGGCGUUAGAUGCGAACGGAUCAGUUAUGUUUUUAAAAGCAAGUUUUUAUGCAUUCGCUGCGGCCGAUCAUAUACUACAAAGCGUAAUCUCUCCAGUCACCAACGAUUUGAGUGUGGAGUUGUUCGCCAAUUUAUUUGCAUGGUAUGUGAAAGGGGGUUUAAACGCAAACACCAUCUCGCUUAUCAUGUCAAGAUAUGCCGCAAAGCUCAACAAGGCAAGUUUUUAUGCAUUCGCUGCGGCCGAUCAUAUACUACAAAGCGUAAUCUCUCCAGUCACCAACGAUUUGAGUGUGGAGUUGUUCGCCAAUUUAUUUGCGUGGUAUGUGAAAGGGGGUUUAAACGCAAACACCAUCUCGCUUAUCAUGUCAAGAUAUGCCGCAAAGCUCAACAAGGCAAGUUUUUAUGCAUUCGCUGCGGCCGAUCAUAUACUUCAAAGCAUAGUCUCUCCAGUCACCAACGAUUUGAGUGUGGAGUUGUUCGCCAAUUUAUUUGCAUGGUAUGUGAAAGGAGGUUUAAACGCAAAGCGCAUCUCUCUCAUCAUGUCAAGAGGUGUUACAAAGCUCAACAAGGCAAUUUUUUGUGCACUCGCUGUGGCCGCUCAUAUACUGCAAAGCAUAAUCUAUCCAGGCAUCAGCGGUUUGAGUGUGGCGUUGUUCGUCAGUUCAUUUGUGUUCUAUGUGGAAACACAUUUAAGCACAGCCAUCAUCUCUCUCAACACAUAAAGUGUUAUCAUAAACUGAUCAAGAGCUAACUGCCAGAAGCUAUAAAAUACUCAGUUAAAGUGUAAUGUGGUUUUAUACAAAGGGACUUGUUCCAUCUGUCAUAGCUCAUCAAAGCUAGUUAUCUAAUUGCUAAACAAAUUAAAAUUUACUAAAUUUAUUUAUUUAGUGAAUGCUGUUAUAACAAUAGUAAGUGUCUUAUUAUUUUUCUUUGUUUUUCUGUUAGGUGCAUUACCAUGCUUGUAUGUUCUGAUAGGGGAUUAAUGCCUCAGUCAGCAGUUCUCCAGCCGUACAGUCAUUAUCUAUUUUAAUAGCUUUAUUUUUACACUAUCUGUAUUGAUAAUUUAUGAACUCUUGUUUA